Messenger RNA from Rosa chinensis, 2096 nucleotides. Its product is annotated as deoxynucleoside triphosphate triphosphohydrolase SAMHD1 homolog. Bases 386 to 1804 code for a protein of 472 amino acids. Gene Ontology annotation, cellular component: nucleus. Gene Ontology annotation, biological process: dGTP catabolic process. The record is from RefSeq and is a predicted model, not a curated record. NCBI's taxonomy places the organism in Eukaryota, Viridiplantae, Streptophyta, Magnoliopsida, Rosales, Rosaceae. The transcript is spliced from 20 exons. Gene Ontology annotation, molecular function: dGTPase activity.
UUUUCUGCUAAAUCGUAGCGAAAAGAAAAUUAAUAAAAUCAAUGUAACAAUUUAGGGGUUUUGAAUCUAGAAUUUGUUCGCUUGUUCUCUUAUGAUAAAGAUACGUCACGAUCUCAUCAAACACUCAAAGUGCACGACACGAUGAUAGUACACAGCAAAUAAAAACCCACAUUACCCCUUUGACUCUCCAUCUCUCUCUGUCUCUCAAUCUCUCCUGCUUCACUGGAACAACUGGUGUCAAAGGAGAAACGAGCCCCAGAGGACCAUUGGUAAUAAAUUUAAUAUAUCAAAUAAAAAUUGUUAUUAUUCCCUCUCAUCAAUUUGACAACCUCCCUCUGCUUUUGGCGGCACAACUCUUCUGUCUUUCCAGUUUCUUGGAACCGCAAUGGGGGCUUACAGCAACGACGGCGUUUUGUUGUCUCCGAUAUACAGUUUGAGUUCCGGCCAAGACCUCCGUUCCUCCAAGCACGUCUACGACAAUGUCCACGGCAACAUUUACCUCGAUCCGCUUUCUUUGAAGUUUAUUGAUACUGAGGAGUUUCAGAGGCUUAGAGACCUGAAACAACUCGGAGUGACAAACUCAGUUUUUCCUGGGGCUGUGCAUUCCAGGUUUGAGCAUUCGCUUGGUGUCUAUUGGCUUGCUGGUGAAGCUGUUCAGAGGCUCAAAAAUUAUCAGGGUCUCGAACUUGAUAUUGACCGCUUUGAUCUCCAGACAGUAAAAAUUGCAGGUCUAUUGCAUGAUGUUGGCCAUGGGCCUUUCAGUCACUUGUUUGAACGGGAGUUUCUUCCACGGGUUGAGAGUGGUUCCCAUUGGUCUCAUGAGGAUAUGUCAGUUAAGAUGAUUGACCACAUUGUUAAUCAGCAUCAUAUUGAUAUUGACCCUGAGAUGAUUAAAAGAGUUAAGGAGAUGAUACUUGCUUCUGAAAAUGCCAAUGCAAAAAGCUCCAGGGAGAAGCCUUUUCUGUAUGAAAUUGUGGCAAAUGGCCGUAAUGGUAUUGAUGUGGACAAGUUUGAUUAUAUUGUCCGUGACAGCCGAGCUUGUGGGCUGGGAUGUAAUUUUGAGUUUCGAAGAUUAAUGGAAACAAUGCGGGUUUUGGAUGAUGAGAUCUGCUACCGUGCUAAAGACUAUCUCACCGUCCACAAAUUAUUUGUCACUCGGGCGGAUUUGUAUCGAACAGUUUAUACACAUCCAAAAGUAAAGGCCAUAGAGCUUAUGGUGGUGGAUGCCCUGGUGAAAGCAAAUGAUUAUCUACAAAUAUCAUCUCACAUUGAGGAUCCAGCUGAAUAUUGGAAGUUAGAUGACUCAAUAAUCAGAACUAUUGAGACAGCUCCGAAUGAAGAGCUAAAGGAGGCUAGGGACUUAAUCCUGCGCAUUAGGAGGAGAAAUCUCUAUCAGUUCUGCAAUGAGUAUGCUGUACCCAAGGAGCAAGUGGAACAUUUCAAAAACGUCACUGCUCAAGAUAUUGUUUGUUCUCAGACAAAUGGAGGUGUUAUAUUGAAAGAGGAGGAUGUUGCUGUUACCAACAUCAGGAUUGAUUUGACUCGCGGAAGUCAAAAUCCCCUUCAAAGCAUCAACUUUUUCCAGGACUAUGAGAGUAAGGAGAAAUUCCCAAUACGUGAUGAUCGCAUUAGUCACUUGCUGCCUACAUCGUAUCAAGAUUUGAUAGUGAGGGUCUAUUCAAAAAAGCCUGAGCUGGUUGGGCCAAUCUCUGAGGCUUUCGAAAAUUUCCAGGUAAAAACAUAUGGGGUCAAGGCACAAGUACAUCCCACACCAGAGAAAAAGAAACGCCCUCGUGGUUUCUAACCAUAGACGCAUCGUCAGUAGGAUGGUAUUUCUGUUCUUACAACUUAUCAAGUCGGAAUCAUGACAAACAUUUCUCGACCAGAUUAGAUAUAUAUAUCUAUAUUUUGUAUAGGUGAUGACCAGUCCCCAACUUGGAAUAUGGGAUUAUACCCCAAAGGCGCAGGUGUUUUUUGGUUACAAGGCGCAAUUUUGUAAACUUAUUUGUGUGCCACAAUAUAGUAGUGAAACUUGUUUAUAUGCCACAGUAUAGUAAUGAAACGGCUUUUGGUCCCUGUUAUUGGGGAUUUGGAUC